This is a messenger RNA of Halichondria panicea, 1647 nucleotides long. RefSeq names its product proton-coupled folate transporter-like. Lineage: Eukaryota; Metazoa; Porifera; Demospongiae; Suberitida; Halichondriidae. Gene Ontology annotation, biological process: transmembrane transport. The transcript has 4 exons. Gene Ontology annotation, cellular component: membrane. The coding region runs from base 59 to 1558 and encodes 499 amino acids. Gene Ontology annotation, molecular function: transmembrane transporter activity. The record is from RefSeq and is a predicted model, not a curated record.
UUGCAUCAUGGUAAUCUGAAAACAGUGGCUCUAGGUUAGCUAGCCUGUAGAGUUAAAGAUGUCUAAAUGCUUGCAGCAAGCGUGGAGGGUACUCCACCAACCCAGAGUCUAUUUCACAGUGGAGCCAGUCCUUCUAGUCUUCAUGUUUGCUCAGUUCCUCUCGUACUCAGCCCUGCAAGUGUUUCUCCACACUAGGAUUUGUGAUGGCAAUGCCAAUUGUACAAUAAGGCACACAAACAGCACACCAUGCAGCAACAUAUCAGAUUCGGUGCAAGAGCAGCUACAAGAAGAUACCUCACAUUGGAUAUUGUAUAUCAACGUUGUAACUGGAUUGCCCACGGUUCUCCUGUCAGUAAUCUAUGGCAGUACUUCUGACAUUGUUGGGAGAAGGCUAUUCAUUGCACUUCCUACAGUGGGUGCACUCUUGAACACAGCUGUUAUUCUAUUGGUCAUUUACAUCCCAAGCACACCCCUUUACGUUCUUCUAGUAGGGGCUUUAUGCACCGGUGUCUAUGGCAACUACUCCGUCUUGAAUUUUGCAGCCUACUCAUACGUUUCAGAUGUGAGUGCUAGUCCGGGAAGAACUCGACAAAUUGGGAUACUGGAAUCAAUGACAUAUCUCGGAGCAACUCUUAGUCUGUUAAUAGGCGGAGUGUGGGCACAGAAAACAGAUUCGUUUUUGGGCCCGUUUUGGUGCAUUUUUGGCUGUUACAUUUGUGUGCUGUUGUAUACAACAGUUGCUCUACCAGAAUCCCUCCACCUCAACACACAUAGCAACAGGAGGUCUCGCUUGAGUGGACAGGUGCAAUACUACCAUGGCAACAACUAUAACAGCAAGCUACGGAAAUGUGGUCGUCAUAUGAAAGCAGUAGGAGUCAAUUUGCUGCAAUUCUUAAAACUUCUCUUCACCAACUGGAAACUAGCUGUAUUAAUUAUAACCUUUUUUGUUGUUGAGAUUAAUUUUCUUGGGAUUACAGAUGUAGUCAUUAUUUAUUCGCUUGGAAAACCGCUCUGCUGGAACUUUGAUCUGGUUGGCUAUUUUCUCGCGGCAAAAGUGCUCAUGAACGGUGCUGCCUGUCUAUUGAUUCUCCCUAUUCUGGCGUACUUUAAGGUACACGAUAGUAUCAUUGUCCUAGUCGGUCUAAUAUCAGGUGCUGCUGCAUUGGUUACCAUGGGAGUAGCCACCCAGAACUGGACCAUGUACAUUGUGCCUGUGAUAGGAGCCCUAAGGGGAUGUGUGGUGCCUUGCCUGAGGUCCAUGCUCUCAAAAGUAGUUACAAGUGAAAAACUGGGAGUGAUGUUCUCUGGUGUUAGUGUAAUCGAGGCCGUGUGCACCCUACUAGCAUCAGUGAUCUACAACGCCCUGUUCCCAAUCACCGUGAAAAUCCAUCCCGGACUCUGUUUCUUUAUCAUGGCCGCCUCCCUCGUCGUUCCAUUCAUUCUCAUCUUGUCAUUGCACCUGGCUCGAAAUAAGCCUGCGAGUUGCUGCUCUCAUGUAAAUGUUACCCAUGGUAACCAGGAGAGGGUGGAAAGAAAGCCACUGCUGGCCACUAACUAAUAAACUUUUGAAUCUACACUCAACUCUAUUUAUCACAAUGCGAAUUCCUGCACUUGCAGUUUUCUGAAUCUGUUUCUUCUUGAGUUUUG